Molecule: messenger RNA, 801 nt
Organism: Peromyscus maniculatus bairdii (prairie deer mouse)
Lineage: Eukaryota; Metazoa; Chordata; Mammalia; Rodentia; Cricetidae
Product: T cell-interacting, activating receptor on myeloid cells 1
Biological process (GO): immune response-regulating signaling pathway
Cellular component (GO): plasma membrane
Source: RefSeq, a predicted model, not a curated record
AUGAUCCCUAGGCUCCUUUCCCUUCUCUGCCUCCGGCUGUGUGUUGGGCAAUCAGACAUUCCGGUCAAUGGGCCACCCCCCAAGCCCAGCCUCAGCGCCUGGCCCAGCUCAGUGCUUCCCACCCAAAGCAGUGUGACAAUGCGAUGCAGGAGCCCUGCUCCAAGUGAAUACUUCAUCUUCAAAAAGGAAGGUUUCGUUUUGGAUUCUGCGAAGCCAAAUGAUUUGACAGAGAAGAUGGCUGAGUUUCAUAUCGCUGAGUUACAGCAGAAUCAUGGAGGGCAUUACACCUGUGAAUCCUUCAGCAAAUGGCCCAAUGGCACCGGGACCCAGCCCAGUGAUGCCCUUCUCCUAUUGGUCACAGGGUACUUGUCUAAACCUUCCCUCCAAGCCUACCACAGGGGCACAGUGCCUGCAGGGAGCCAGGUGAUACUGCAGUGCCAGAAAGCGGGCAGUGUGCUCGGACCCGUGAGGUUUGCAUUGCUGAAGGAGGGACGCUCGGCUCCCGUGCAGAUAAGGAGCGCCACAGGAAGGGUGCUUGACUUCUCCCUUCUGAACGUGACAGCCAGAGACUCGGGGAGAUACAGCUGUGUGUACUACCAGGCAAAGGCUCCCUAUCGGGCCUCAAUCCCCAGCAAUCCCCUGGAGGUCUCUGUGACAGAGCCCCCAGAUACCAUGAGAGAAGGCUACACCGUGGGUAACCUCAUCCGGUUUGGAGUGGCUGCUGUCACUGUGCUGAUAAUGGGAGGCUUCCUGCUUGAAGCCUGGCAUAGCCAGAGGCUGUCUCCAAAUAGACCCUGGUAA